Molecule: messenger RNA, 1235 nt
Organism: Myripristis murdjan (pinecone soldierfish)
Lineage: Eukaryota; Metazoa; Chordata; Actinopteri; Holocentriformes; Holocentridae
Gene: mrpl4
Product: mitochondrial ribosomal protein L4
Exons: 9
Coding region: 203-1111 (302 amino acids)
Biological process (GO): translation
Cellular component (GO): ribosome
Molecular function (GO): structural constituent of ribosome
Source: RefSeq, a predicted model, not a curated record
CCUCCACCUGACGUCAUCACCGCGCGCCACCACCAAACAGCAGCAGUGACAGCAGCACAUGACCUUCCGUGGAUCCAGCAUCGCAGAAACAAACCUCAGAUUACGAUAAUCUCCCGCAGAUUGGGAUGAUUUUGCAGCGCGAGGCGGAGGAAGCUCCUGUCGCUUAAACUCGUCCGACACAAACCCCGACAAAAAAAAAAAAAUGUUACGAUUUUCUCUGCUGGUUUGCGGCAGAAGCGUCGCCAGGAGGUUCACCUCGACGUUCUCCGGUGAGAGCGCGCUGCCGUCCAACCUGCUGCUGCCCUCCAACCUCAUAGAUCCUUCCAGAACAAAGCGGUCUCGUCCUCCUCCAGACUGCCCCCUUCCUGUCCUGAGGAGGUGCGACGCCGCCGUCCCGUCUCACCUGCGUCCCGUCCGGUCGUGGGUGGAGAGUCUGCAGGAUCAGGAGGGCGAGCCGCUCGGUUUGGCCGAGCUGCACCCCGACGUCUUUGCCGCGCCGCCCAGGAUCGACAUUCUGCAGGAGGUGGAACUGUGGCAGAGAAACUACAAGAGGAUCCGUCACGCCAACACCAAGGUGCGGUCGGAGGUUCGGGGCGGCGGCAGGAAACCAUGGCGACAGAAAGGAGGCGGGCGAGCUCGCCACGGCAGCAUCAGGUCGCCCAUAUGGAGAGGAGGCGGGGUGUGUCACGGCCCCAGAGGCCCCAGCAGUUAUUACUACAUGCUGCCCAUGAAAGUGCGAGUGAUGGGACUCAAGGUGGCGCUCAGCUCCAAGAUGGGCCAGGACUACCUUCACAUCGUGGACUCCCUGGACAUCCCGACUCCGGACCCCCAGUACCUGCUGGACCUCAUCCGACACAGAUACUGGGGGGAGUCCGUGCUGCUGGUGGAUGUAGCGGAGGAGCUUCCUGAAAACAUCCUCAGGGCCACAGAGAGCUUGAAGACGGUGAACAUCAUCCCAGCCAUCGGCCUGAACGUCCACAGCAUGCUGAAGCACGAGGCGCUCGUCCUCACCCUGGACGCCGUCAGGUUUCUGGAGGAGAAGCUGCUGUGGCACGACGAGCGCCACACGCCGCUCUACCCGUUCAAGCUGCCCUACUCCGACUUCCCGUAGGCGCCGCUCCCGACAGGACAGGAUGUGUAAUAUAUGAACGGACUCUGUUGUUUUCAUUAUGUUUAUUAUGUCUGACAGGAAAAAAAAAGAACUCAUGAAUAAAUAAUAAAACUGGUAAAACCAA